Capra hircus (goat) is the source of this 706-nucleotide messenger RNA. RefSeq names its product spermadhesin-1. The record is from RefSeq and is a predicted model, not a curated record. The transcript is spliced from 5 exons. The coding region runs from base 22 to 426 and encodes 134 amino acids. NCBI's taxonomy places the organism in Eukaryota, Metazoa, Chordata, Mammalia, Artiodactyla, Bovidae.
GGCUGGUGCCAGGCUGCGAAGAUGAAGCUGUCCAGUGUCAUCCCUUGGGCCUUGCUGCUCAGCACAGCCACACUGGUUUCAACAGAAUCGGAUGAAGACACUAGAAAAUGUGGGGGCGUCCACAGAGACUUCUCUGGGAGGAUCUCCAGCAGUUUCUCAUGGGGGCCAAAGUGUACCUGGACCAUCCUCUUGAAGAGCGGUUAUACAGUUGUACUGACAAUUCCAUUUCUCAGCCUCAACUGUAAUGAAGAGGAUGUGGAAAUCAUAGACGGGCUGCCGGACAGUACUACAUUUGGGAAGUUCUGUUCAGGGGGACCCCUGGUGUUUAAAUCUUCUUCCAAUGUCAUGACCGUGAAAUACUACAGAAGUUCCAACCAGCCAGUAUCUCCUUUUGAUAUAUUUUACUACGAGCGUCCAUCAGCUUAGUGAUCGUGCUCACACCUAAGAGUGGACAAGUGUUGCCGAUGAAAACAAUCUUCCUGGAAGACUCUUCUGGAACCAGCUGACCACGAGGAGGGACACAUCUUGGUCACCUGUCUGAUCACACCUGCCCAUCCCAUCCCGUCUCCUCCAUUCUUUUCCAGCCUUCUGUCUCUUCCCUGCAAAGGAAGAUUGCUUACUCCUGAGUGUUCGAUACUUGCCGGUCUUGUGGUUCGGUCAUUCCGCUUGUCUUUAUAAUCAUUUUGAAUAAAGUCUCUUUACCUGA